Messenger RNA from Habropoda laboriosa, 1506 nucleotides. It is a transcript of the gene Pdfr, whose product is annotated as PDF receptor. The record is from RefSeq and is a predicted model, not a curated record. The transcript has 13 exons. Gene Ontology annotation, biological process: adenylate cyclase-modulating G protein-coupled receptor signaling pathway; cell surface receptor signaling pathway. Gene Ontology annotation, molecular function: G protein-coupled peptide receptor activity. NCBI's taxonomy places the organism in Eukaryota, Metazoa, Arthropoda, Insecta, Hymenoptera, Apidae. Gene Ontology annotation, cellular component: plasma membrane.
AUGGACGCCCCUUAUACUAUUGGCAACAAUUCACAGGACUUUUGCAGCGCCAGAUACAAGAACUUCGCCACUCCAGAGGGUGAACUGUGGUGCGAGCCGGUCUGGGACUCGUUGCUCUGUUGGCCGCCUACCAAAGCGUCGACGACGAUCAAGCAGAGAUGCCCGUUCGAGGAUGGAUUCGAUACGACUAAAUCUGUGGAGAAGAAGUGCGGUUACAACGGCCGCUGGGAAGGCCAGAAUGACACGAGCAACGAGGAUUCCCCGCAUGGAUGGGCAAACUACACAACAUGUCUCACACCAGAAAUGCUACGGCUGCAUGGAAAAGUUUACACGAACACCAUCGAGGGUAACAUGAAAAUGGACAUAGCAGAAAAGACCCGUACACUGGAGUUUGUUGGUUUAAGUAUCUCCUUAGUAGCACUGCUCGCUUCACUUGCCAUAUUCUGCCGUUUUAGGUCCUUGAGGAAUACCAGAACUAGGAUACACAAGAACCUGUUUGUCGCCAUGGUUGUCCAGGUUUUGAUUAGAUUAACUGUGUACAUAGACAUUGAGAUCCUGAGAAGGAAGACUUAUGGUAUCCAGAGAGGCAUAGGCAACACUCCUGUGCUGUGUGAGGCCAGCUACACCCUCUUAGAGUACGCGAAAACUGCAAUGUUCAUGUGGAUGUUCAUAGAGGGCCUGUUCCUACACAACAUGGUCACUGUGACGGUGUUCCAAGAGAAUUCUUACUACAGAAUGUACCGGUUCAUUGGUUGGGGCUGUCCUGUCAUGAUGACACUAGUCUGGGCCAUUAUUACUGCAUUUUACUACCAUCCAAAGUCGAAGUUUUCUAGAUGUUGGUCUGGAUACAACCUGUCUUCCUAUUUUUGGAUCCUAGAGGGACCCAGAUUUGCAGUGAUAUUGCUCAAUUUUCUGUUCCUGUUGAACAUCGUCAGAGUGCUCGUGGUGAAGCUGCGGCAAAGCCACACUAGCGAGAUCGAGCAAGUCCUAAAAGCUGUGAGGGCGGCUGUAGUGCUUCUACCCCUUCUAGGCAUCACAAACGUGCUCUUCAUGAUUGAGGCACCUUUGCACAACGUGAAAAAGUUUGCAUUAUGGUCCUACUCCACUCACUUCCUGCAAUCCUUUCAAGGUCUCUUCAUUGCAAUACUCUACUGCUUCCUAAAUGGCGAGGUGAGAUACUUAGAUCAAACUAUAUCCGUCUAUCUUUCAUUAAGAGGAACUGACCUACAGGCCAGGAGACAGUCGACUUUCAGUGGUUGCCAACCCCAACGAAUCACAUCAGUGAUCGAGAUGGAGGAACAGGAGGUGAGAUCCAGCGGAUGGAUAAGACUGUGCUGUCGAGGUGGAAACACUCCACCGCCGGACCGACCUGCCGACGGUUUGACCAUAGAGCAUCUCUGGACUCCUCGACGUUGAGCGAAAGCUUCAAAAUUUCAUCCAAACCAUGAAGAGCUGGGCUAUAAACCUUUCCGAGCAAUGAGGAUCACUCGGAUGAAGACUGCCUGA